This is a messenger RNA of Durusdinium trenchii, 2976 nucleotides long. NCBI's taxonomy places the organism in Eukaryota, Dinophyceae, Suessiales, Symbiodiniaceae. The record is from the annotation of a GenBank genome assembly.
AUGUUCGACCCAAGAACAACUAAGGAUGAGUUGGUCUACUAUGCCACGAAGGACUCCAAGUUCCCACGUGGACGCGUAAGCCUGGCAGAAUGCACCAUUGGUCUGCAAGAGUAUUUCUAUGUCAAACAGUUGGUGAGCAUUUAUAUCACAUGUUCCUUGCAUCCAUCUGCGAAAUACAUUCUCCGUCAGGAGAUCUCCUUGCUGGCGGCGCUCAUCCAGCGCCGACAUGCACCAGAGCCUCCGGCGCCACUGCCCGCGGAGGAGACUUCGCCGGAGGUGCCGGCGUCGCACGCGGCAUCGGAGCUGCUCACCUCGGCGAUGCAGACGCGGACGACGUCGCGUGACGCGGACCCACGCGGGCGGACAGAGCGGAGAAUGGAGCGGACGCAGCAGACGGAGCGGGUGAUCAGUAGGAGCUCCGAUUGGUCAGCGCAAGUGGCUGAAGAGUUGGAACCACCUACCUUGUCUCACAGCAGCAGCUCCCGUUCUACUGGAUUGAGGCAAUCUCAAGCUGACUCUUUUCGUGCAGUGGUUGAAAGCUUAGGCUCGAAACUUGCAUACCGGAAGGCCAUGGACCUAAUGUGGAACUAUGACCUGGAAGCAGCUUCGGUCCUCUUGGCGCCAUGGCAAAGUUCCAAUUUGUGGCAUGCCAGUGGGGCUGCGGAGUGCUUCAUGCUCAGGACAAUCUUAACAGGACGGAAGAGCGAUGCUUUGUCUACCCUUGAGCUCAUCAAAGUCGCGGAGGCGCUCAGCGAGGGCGUUGGAAGCACUGGAAGCACUUUAGCCCAUGAAGUUUGCAAUGCGGAAUUGCUUUUGAUGCGGAGUUUGCUACAAAUCAUCCUGGGAUUUCGGUUUCGCGCUCUGUACAAUCUGCGGCAAUGUUGGUAUGCCUAUUACCGCUUGGAACAAUUCCUAGAGGAUGAUGCAAGCAUGAGGGCUUGCACAGAAGACGUUGACUGCGUCAUGACCUACGAUGACUUGAGAGGGCGAAUCCUGUUUGGCCUGGGCUUCUUCUACAUGGCUACCUCACUGGUUCCUACGAGUCUUGUGCCACUUGUGCGUUUGGCUGGCUUUCUCAUGCACCGCCAGCGUGGCAAGACUUACUUGUUCGAGUGUGUGGAACGCGCCCUUGGGUCCCGCUGUUCCAUUGCGGCUAUUCUGCUUGCUAUGUACCACCUCGACUUGGAGCCUGCCACUUGGCAUGGGUUGGGCUCGGGCGUGCAAAAGUUGGCAUUUACAUUUUGCAUCACUGCAUUUGGCCAACGGCUCGAGAACCGAAGCCGUGCGUGCGCUGCAUGUGUCGAAUGCCGUGAGCCAAUGGCGGAAGAUAGUGCAGUAGAUGCGGCUGGCCCAGCGGAAGGAACUGACGCAGCUGACAAGGCACAUGGAACAAAUGGAGAUUCAAAAACCCAUGGAACCUCCGAGCUUCAUAUUGGCCGUGUGAAGAGCUACAACUUUGCCCGCGGCUUUGGUUUCUUGGAAUGUCCCGAGCUUCAUGGAUUGUACAGCCGAGACAUCUUCAUGCGUGCUGAGGCGGUGGAAGAGCUCACCUUGAGCCGCAUUGCCAGUGGUUCUGGACCUGAAGCUGUGAAGCAACGGGGUAACAUCUUUGUAUGCUUCAGUCUGUUGGUGAAUGAGGCGGGGAAUCCAGAGGCGCAGAAUGUCGUGGAGGUGAAGUUGUCUGAAGUCCCUGAAGAGCUCCACCAACAAUUCCCAGAACCCGAAGAGAAAGAACCGAAAGAACCGAAAGCCAAGCCAAAGGCGAAAGCCGGAUACAAGGGUGACGCCGAGGUCAAGGAGAAGGAGACCAAGAAGUCCAAGGACAAGAAAAAGGGAAAGCUUGAAGGCCUACGAGUGGGUGAAAGUCGAGUUGUCAUUGGUCAAGAUGCUCAGGACAACUGGAACAUACUAUCAGCCGCAAAGGGGAAGCAUUGGUUCUUUCACCUUACCGACUUCCCCAGCUGUUAUGUGAUCCUGGAAUGCAAUGACCCCACAAUGGAGGAGAAGCUCGAGUGUGCGCGGUUGUGUCGCGACAACACCAAGCACAAGCUUUCUGGAGCAGUGAAGGUAGAUGUCACCCAAUGCGGCAACGUGAAGUUUGACCGGAAGCGAGAUGUGGUGGGUGAGUGCUAUCAGUUUUGGACAGCUGAGGACAUGAAGCACGCGGGCAACAUCUUGAUCGCAAGCUUGGGACGGCAACCGGAGAAUACAUUGCUACACUGGGCAGGCUCGCUCCUCGCUUGGAGAAAUACAUUUGUGUCACAGGCGGUCUCCAUCACUGGUAAGGCUUUGUGGUGCUGUGGAGAGGAGCUUGGAGAGAAAGCUGUCUAUUUGAGAUAUGAGCUCGGCAUGUUCCACUUCAUUUCGAUGGAUUGGACAAAAGCUCAUGAGCAUUUGAACUGCGUUUACAUCUCAGUGAACUCGGACAAGGUGUUCUUUCCAUAUCGUACCCUGGUGACCACACAGCUGGCUGCUGUGGCGUUUAGCCUGGGUGAGCAUGAGCACGGUGAGAGCCUUUGCAAGGAGUGCGCUGCAACUCAAGACUGGAGUGGGCUUUUGAAGCUUGAGACGGAUUUUGCAAAAGUAAUGCAGAUUUUUUUGCGCCGCCGCCGACACGGGCGUCAGAUGCUCGCCUUUGAGGUGAUGUACUUUCUGCGACAGUUCCCCAAGGUUCCAAGCCACAUGCUACUGGCGAUCAAAGACAAUGUGUGGACCUUUGGGGGGUCCUCCACGCAUCAAAUUCGACGAGGUGAUGACGAGUGUCGCUCUGUCGAGCUGGCCAGCGCUUUGACCAUACAGGUGGUCAUUUGCUUUUACCUUGGUGAUGCAGCAGCAGCCAUGGUUUUUGUACCAGAGCUUUCAGAGCUUUGUCCACGAUUGCCUUCCUGGGCCACGUACAUCUCUGUCCAUGGCCUUUAUUGGUGUGGUCGGGUGCUGGCGCUCAACCAGAGGGACCGCGAAGCGUACCUGAGCUGA